Molecule: messenger RNA, 3000 nt
Organism: Lingula anatina
Lineage: Eukaryota; Metazoa; Brachiopoda; Lingulata; Lingulida; Lingulidae
Product: DENN domain-containing protein 11
Cellular component (GO): cytoplasm
Source: RefSeq, a predicted model, not a curated record
AGCGAAUCGAGUUAGUUUAAUAUCCGGCUGGGUCAGCACUUUCAUUUAUCUGAUAUCAAACGCUUUAUCUAUGCCAUCGUGGCUGGUGCUUUAAAGUAAUAUUUUUGAUUGGCACUUUUUCAAGGUGGAAGUUAAUUCACCAAAGUUCGCUCGGGGAGAACAUGUUGGGGUGAAUUUCGCACAAUGUUGACCUAUCAUUUCACUCUUGCAUAAUUUUUGUACAAGUUAAGUACGAGUCGUUGACUUCCGCGAUCUUCCCGUUCAACAUGGCAGAGGAGCGGACGCCGCUGCUCAACUUCGACGAUGAAAGCACAGAUUUUCAAGAUCCCAGACAGAAAAUCAGGUCUCUUUAUAAGAGGGAUAAUCACCUAGGAGUUCUUUCAACGCAGGAUGAAGGGCUGAUUAGGAUAAGUCCGACCAACUCGGAGCAAAAUUUGACAGAAGUGGACCAUAUUGUGUCUGUGUUUGUUGUGGCUUUUGAUACAAAAGCAGGAAAUGUGAUAGAGUGGUGCCUUCCACAAGAAAUGGAUCUUGAGGGAGUAGAAUUUAAAUCUAUGCCAAGCGGGUCACAUCAUCUCUUAAAAGAUUUUGUAUAUUUUAGAAAAGCCGAGUUCUAUGGCCUAGCGUGCUUUGAGAAUAUGCCAGUGGAGAGCCAGAUAGAGAGGGGUGCCAGAAUGAAGUCUGUGGGAAUCCUCUCAACCUCAUACACACUUUUAUAUAGACACAUGCAAUUACUGGAAACCCAAGUCAGACACCAGUUGGAGACCCCAGGCAGGUACUCCCAGUUAGAGGCAUUCUACGAAGACAAGAAAGCAGUGCUGCCACCCAGUGGUAGCGCGGGGAGCUUACGAAACUUAACAUCGACUCCAGCAUCAACACCUAGUAGUGACAUACUGCCAGAACUCAAAAUCACACAUCCUGCCGGCUGCUUCUCACAGUUCAUCAAGUUCUUUGGAGAACAAAUCUUUGUUCUGUGGAAGUUUGCAUUAUUACAGAAACGAAUCAUUUUCUUCUCCCCGCCUCCUAUAGGAGUUGUGUGUUAUCGUGUUUACUGUGCCUGCUGCCUAGCCAAUCACAGCUCAGAUUUAAGGAUAUCCAGUCACGAAGUGGAGCCCUAUUUCUACAUUAACGUCGCUGAUAUCGACAGUUUAGAAUCAGAGGUCUCCUUUAUUGCAUGUACCACAGAGAAGAUAUUUCAGAGUAAAACCCAGCUUUAUGAUGUCUAUGUGGACAACCAGGAUGUGACUACACAUGUUCCUGGACUGCAAGAACUGCUACGAGUUAGCCCUGCUGACAAAGAUAAGAUGGCAAAACUCAAUAAUCAGAGAUCAGCCCAAUUAUUCUUUGUAGAAGGACUCGGAGAACAAACAGCAAUGGAGGAAGAGGAAGUGUUUACUCUAUUUUUCACAGAGCAAAACAACAGGAUAUUCCAGACAUUGUUGGAUGUUAGUGUAUCAAUGGACAGGACGUUGACUUCAGAUCAUAUGAGAAGUAUGGGCCUGGAUCCCAUUGGGGACCGCCCCUUUCUUAUGGAACUAGUGGAAAUGUAUGGCAUUGACGUUGUUCUCAUGAUUGAUAACCCUUGCUGUCCUAAAUAGAAAUAAAUAAGAGAAUGUAGGUGGAAAGAUUGAAUUCGUUGGAAUGAGAAGGACCCCAUGCAUAUUGGAAAUGUUGGCAGUAAGCAUUUUGACAAGUUUUUCAUACUGCCAUAUGUGCUAUUGCAUCAUGGAAGGACUUCCAAUGGUUUUACAUCGAUGGCUACCAUGAAUGAGAGAAAUUUUCUGGAUGCAAUAUUUUAGAAAAAUCUCUUCUAUACUGGUACCAGUGCAUCUACUUAAAAUGUUUUUGAAAGCUGAGCUUUAUGAAAGCAGAAAUAAAAAUAGGACACUUACAAGGCUUCAAACAACUUAUCACUUGUCUUUUAUUUAUAAUUUAUACUGUGAUAAAUUCAUAGAAAUAGGGGGCCACAUUAAAAAGUGGGCAAUUUUAUGAUUACUGUUCAUGAUAAGUCUUUGUGUUUGAAAAAUCAUUUAGAAGCCCAGGCUUGAGUUGAAGGAUAAAAAUUUGGAUCAGAACUUGAUACAUUGUACACACAGAACAUGUGUUUUUACUUUUUUCUCAAAAGAAUUUUAUUUAUCUCAUCAAAUAUAAGUAUUUUGCAGCUAAAAUGUAUAUAUAAAUUUUAGUUUAUAUUUUCAAACCGAUAUCAAUUGAAUUUUGUACAUAGCACGAAUAUGUCAGCUACUUGAUCUUUUAAAGUGAUUAAGAUUAAGUUUUAAGAUCAUGACGAAAGAAUUUUCCUUUCAAAAUAAGAAUUUCAUUACAGCACUCAGUAUGUUAAACAUCACAAUAUAAUGCUAAGAAAUCAGGUAAAAACUAUUCCUGUAGUGGGCAUAAUUUUCUACUGUGUAUGUCCUAAAACAGACUAGUAGACACUUUGAUCAGAAAAAUGACCUAAUAAGGAUAAUAAUGUUCAAAACAUUUAAACAUAAUUUAGUUUAAAAAUGGGCACCAGAGGUCAGGCAUGAAUAUUGAUCAAAGUGAUCGCAUUUCAUCCAAACAAAAUUUAAAAGAAAUAUCUUUUGUAGUGAUGCCUUUGAUGCAAUAAUGUAAAUGAAGAUAAAAGGUAGUGUUGACAUAAGUUUUGAAGAAAAAGCAAUCAGAUGCAAGUUAAAUCUAAAUUUAAUGGAAUAGUUUGAGAUGGCAACUUGGUCUCUGAUCUGCUGGGUAUCGUGACCUCUACAUUCAAAGAGGACCUUUUCUUUAGAUAUCCACAGAUGUUUCUCUGACUAUUUUAUGUACAUUUCUAUACCAUGUGAGUUUUUGUGAAAAAGAAAAUCACCAAUCUGGCCUCUGGUAGAAUCUGAAUAGAUCUAUAUCUUGGGAAAGAUUAGAUUGUUUGAUAAGUUAUGAAACAAAUUACAUGUAUCUGAAAAUAUCUAUGGCUGGAUUCUGUUUCUAUCAGAAUCUAAUAAUUUUGAAUAAAUACCUUUAUUAUAA